AUGAUUAAUAAUGAUGAUGAUCGUAAAAAUUACUAUAACGAAUUUCGCUGCCUUAAACAAACUUUCGAUAAAUGUACCAUUAAACUGAAAUUUAUCGCUUCAAGGAGUAUGUCUACUUUGAAAGUCGUUCUAUUGACAGAUUCUGAUUCUCUUAAUCAAAAUAUACCAUUACCAUAUAAAUAUUACGGAAAAAAAUUAUGGGAAACAGUUCAAAAUAUUGUUACAGAGCUUAAUUAUCCUUGUGAAAUAGUUGAAUUAGAUAAACUUGAUUUUCAAGAACAUGAAUCUGUUAAUAAAUUUCUCAAUGCUGAUAUUGUUAUUAUGGAUGUUACGAAUCAAGAUCGUCGACCCACAUUUAUGUAUCAUAAGGCCAAUCGUGAAAGUGUAGAUUGCAUGGAUGAUAUUGUAUUAAUUCAGGCUAGUAAUGUUGAAAAUGACAAUGCCAUUCAAGAUCUGAAAACAACAUGUAAAAUAAAACAAAUUAUCGUUUAUCGAUAUGAUGAAGAAAAAAAUGUUUUCUAUGAUCUAACAACGCAAACAUCAAAUACGUCAACAUUACUUAAAACGAAUUUAAAAUGCUUCUUCAUUGAAACGGCUAAUAAUUUACAUCACGGUCUUGCUACUCGAUAUUUGAAUCGUUUAGAAAAACGUAAAAAUGAAGUUCAUGACACAACUGCUGAACGUAUUUAUUUAUGGAAAGAAAUCUGUGAUGAAAUAUUAACAGAAACAAAUCAAAGAUAUGCUACGCCAAAGUUAAUAACAAAAUUGAUGUAUGCUUUUCGAGAUAUACAAGAUUAUCAAUCGAUGAUAGAAUUAACUGAACGUUGCGAAAAAUAUGAAAUAAUUUCAAAGAAAAUUAAAACUAAUAUGAUGAUCUCCUAUUUAACAGCAUUUGCUCGUAGUCGACGAAAUCAAGAUAAUGAUCGUGAGAAAGCACUGGAAAUUCUUGAAAGAUUAUGCCAAACGAAAAAAACAGAAAGUGAAUUAUCAAAUGACAUCAUUUGUUUAUGUGGAAGAAUUUAUAAAGAUAAAUAUACUGAAUCAAAUUGUCAAGAUAAAGAUUCAUUAGAAAAAGCUAUUGAAUGGUAUCGAAGAGGUUUUGCUGCUGAUCCUAAUAUAUAUGCUGGCAUUAAUCUACUAUUUCUUUUGGCAAUUACAACUGAUGAUCUAUACAAGAAUAAUGAAGCAUAUAAAAUUAUUAUUCAACUGAACGCAUUACUUGGCAAGAAAUGUCGUUCUUUAAAAGAUUUAACUGAUUAUUGGGAUGUAGCAACGUUUUUCGAACUACAUGUUGUUCAACGUGAUUGGCCAAAAGCCUGUCUAGCAGCAUUACAUAUGUAUAAGCUUAAUCCUCCUAUAUGGUAUUUAAAAUCUACAAUAAAUAAUUUGAAAAUUCUUCAUCAAGCAACGCGUCUACGUGCUCAACAAAGAUUGCAACGUGAACAAUCGCAAAUAAUAUCUGCUGAUGAAAAUGUUUAUAGUUUCUGGAUAGACUUCUUUAGUGAUGCUAUUGAUUCUAGUUAUACAUCACCUACAGAAAACGAAUUACCUGCGCAAGUACCAAUUCUUGUUUGUGAUAAUUAUGAAAAAACUGAUGGAGCGACUAUGAAGAAUAUUUAUGUAGAAGCUUAUUUACAAUUAAAUUUUCAUACGGGUAGUGAACCUGAAACACUGGUUAUACGUAUACUUGAACAACAAAAGCAAACACGUGUAGGUGAUCUUGUAAAAAUAAUUGAAAUGGAUUCGAUUCGAUCAAUUAUAAAUGUUAAGCGCGAUAAUCGGUCCAUUUUUUUGUAUUCAUAUGAAAAUUCUGCCACAUUCUCAUCUGUUGAACUUCAAAUUUAUUUUGCCUCAGCUGAAAGACGCACAGCGUUCAAUGGGAAAAUGUCGAAAUAUCGUGUGGAAACAAAUAUAUCCGAGGCUAAAGAAGAAUUGGGUCUUGAAUUUGAUCUCGAUCAACGAGGCCAACGUAUUGCUCUUGGUCAAGGUACUUAUGGAAAAGUAUAUCUCGCACAAGAUCAUAUAACAUAUAAAAAAUUUGCUGUCAAAGAAAUUCCAAUGCGUAAUCCAUCUUUUACGGAAGUACUCGAAAAUGAAAUAAAAAUAUUAUCAACACUCAAUCAUAAAAAUAUUGUGAGUUAUUAUGGUACGGCUAUUGAUUCGAAAAAGAAACCUCCAAUAUUUCAAGUCAUAAUGGAAUAUGUUGAUGGCGGCAGUCUUUCAAAACAUCUUGCAAAAUUUGGUCAAUUUCCUGAAGCAUCUAUUAGAAAUUAUACUCGACAACUUCUCGAAGGUUUACAAUAUCUACAUGAAAAUCAUAUUCUACAUCGAGAUAUUAAAUCAGCUAAUAUUUUAAUUAAUUCAAGAGGAGAAAUCAAAAUUGCUGACUUUGGUACAUCAAGACGUCUUGCUGGUCUUCAUCGUUGUACCGAAGAGACUGUUGGAACUCUGGACUACAUGUGUCCUGAUGUUAUUCUUGUACCUCCAAUUGGUUAUGGACCGGAAGUUGAUAUUUGGAGUGUUGGAUGCACAGUCAUUGAAAUGGCAACUGGUAAACGACCAUUUCACAAUAUAGCAACUCAUUAUGCAUUGUUGUUUAAACUUGGCAAUGAUAAACAACCACCUGACAUCCCAUCUGAAUUAUCUGACAUAACUAAAGAUUUUCUAGCCAAAUGCUUCGAACCAACACAGAAACGCCCGUCAGCUAAAGAUUUAUUAAGUCAUCCAUUUUGCAAAUUAAAAACUGGAUUAGCACGAGAAACCAGUACCAAUCAUAAUGGUGACCGAAUUGAAGGUGCAAUACGUCUAUCAGAAUCUUCGCCUUGUCUACAACGAAGUACAAGCGACGAGCCUGGAAUGCUUUUUGAACCAGCUCGUGAUUUAACAGCUCAAGUAUCAAUUGAUGAUCGUCGUCGGUAUGAAUUAGCAAAUAUUUUACGUGACAAUGACAACAAAGAAGCUCUUAUUGGUCAAUGGAUGUCUUUAAUAGAAGAAAAAAGUGAAACAGAACUUUUAAAUAUAGACAAACUUUUAAUUUUACUAACUGGUAUUCUUGAUUUCUUGGAUCAAGGAUGUGUAGAAGUAUUAGAAAAUGCGUUAGACAACAUUUGUGAUAGAACGAAUAUGGACAGCGAUAUUCGUAUUGAUUUGGAACGAUCAUUUUAUCUCUUUAUAAAAGCUGCAAACAAUGUUCUUUCAUCAAGAAAUAUUCUACCUCCACAUGUUUUAUUUGCACUUGAUAAUAUCAUACGUCGUGUUGCUGAAAAUCUUGUUGGUCUUAUUCGAUCAGAUUUUAUUCCUGCUGUAAAUAAUCUAGCACCAUUAACAUCAAGUACUGAUUUAUUAACUGACAUCUCACGUUCACGUACACCAUCAAGUAGCAGUUUUGAUGGCUUGAUAAAUGAUGAAACAUCACGUUUACAUCACCAAUAUAAAAAGCUUGCUGAGAAAAAUCGCGAGCAAAUUCAACGAUUGAUUAAAAUCGAAUCGAAUAAUUCUAUUGAUUUAACUAACUUGAUAAACAAUCAACGAAAUAGCACAACAAGUAAAAUAAAGGAUUUUUUCUUACCUACAGAACUACCUGGAAUCAGUGAAAAUACGAGUUGUCCCAAUUCACCGGCUUCAACUUCAGCUCAACGAACAAAUGGAGUUCAUAACCCAUGGACUCCAAGAGGAAUAAAACGCUCACGUGCAAUUCUCGAACUUGAACAAGAACACGAACGAUUAUUGAACGAUAUUACUGAUAAUCGUACUCGUAUCAACGAACUACUUCAUGGAUAG
Messenger RNA from Rotaria socialis, 3780 nucleotides. The record is from the annotation of a GenBank genome assembly. Lineage: Eukaryota; Metazoa; Rotifera; Eurotatoria; Philodinida; Philodinidae.